Messenger RNA from Paramecium primaurelia, 1277 nucleotides. NCBI's taxonomy places the organism in Eukaryota, Ciliophora, Oligohymenophorea, Peniculida, Parameciidae. The record is from the annotation of a GenBank genome assembly.
AUUGAGGAAAAUAUAUUAAUGGCAACAAAAUUGGUAUAUGGGAUAUUAAUAGAAUAAGAUUAGCUAUCUUUCCUUAACCUUAAUGGAUUAAAAAGAAAGGUUAUCAGUCUUUAGAAUUAAUAUAAAUGAUAAAUUCAAAAAGCAAUUUUUAGGGGUUAGGAGAUAUAUGACCAAAAAGGUCAAAAGAAUGGAAAAUGGGUUGAGUUAUGUGAAGGUUUUAAAUUAUCACAAUUUAAUAUUUAGAGAAACCUAAAUCAUAUUCUGAUGUGAAUAAAAAUAGCAGGAAAUAUAGUAUUGGGGAUAUUCUUCAUUAGAGAUAUAGUAAUAGGCCAUUUUAAUUGAUGUAAAUAUAUUAUUAUUAAAUAAUCAUAGUGGAUUUGGUAAUUAUAAUGUCUAAGGGUUGAAAAAUGGAAAAUGGGUUGAGUAGAGCGAAAAUUUUUAAAGGUUGUAAAAAUAGUUUUUAAUAAUAGUGAUGUUUAUGUUAAUUAUGAAGGUCGGUAUAAAAAUGGAAGAAAAGUUGGGUAAUGGGAUAUUAAAUUAGAGAAUGAUUAUAUUUUUUAUAAAUGUAUAAAUAUAUUUUUACUAGUAGUUCUUAGUGGUUAUGGAACUUAUGAUGAAUAAGGACUUAAAAACAGCAUUUGGUUCGAAUUAAGUGAUAAUUAUUGGAAAUUUUAAUAAUCUCUUAUAAUAAUAGAUUUAAAAGAGAGGCCACUUAUUAUGGAGAAUAUUAAAAAGAUAAAGAAAUUUGAAAAUGGGAAAUCUACUACAAAAAUUGUAAUAAUCCUUUUGAAAUGAUGUGAGUAAUAUAUUAUAUAGAUAAAUAUGUUAGAGGUGGUGGAUUAUAUAGUGAUUCAGGUGUGAAAAAUGGUUAUUGUAUAGAAUUGUAUGAAAGUUUUUGGAGGUUUUAUUCUAAUUAUUAAAAUUAGUUGGAAUGAAGUCAUUUACAAGGUUUAUAUUUAAAUGGAUAAUAGAUAGAUAGAUAAGAUAUAUAUUUAGAUCUUCUAUAAAAAAUGAGUUUCAUAAUAUGUAUUUUUAUUUGAGUAAAUUUUUGAGUUGUGGUGGAACUUAUGAUGAUUAAAAUUUGAAGAAUGGUAAUUGGGAUGAUUAAUUCGAUAGAUUCUAUAGGUUUUAUUUUUGAAUUAAUUCAAUAGGAACUAAGGUUAUAAAAUACUGUAUUGUUAUUUGAUUAAUGGAAGAAAUAAGUUAAUGUAAUAAUAAAGAAAAUUUGAAAAUGUAACAUAUCAAAAAUUAAUAAUUAGAGAACAAAAAAUAUGUGA